Molecule: messenger RNA, 9119 nt
Organism: Labrus mixtus (cuckoo wrasse)
Lineage: Eukaryota; Metazoa; Chordata; Actinopteri; Labriformes; Labridae
Gene: ppargc1b
Product: peroxisome proliferator-activated receptor gamma, coactivator 1 beta
Exons: 12
Coding region: 40-2871 (943 amino acids)
Biological process (GO): positive regulation of transcription by RNA polymerase II
Cellular component (GO): nucleus
Molecular function (GO): nucleic acid binding; transcription factor binding
Source: RefSeq, a predicted model, not a curated record
CUCCGCUCUCUGACUCCACGGCUCCUCAUUCACUAGAAGAUGGCGGACUGCGCUCCACUAUUAGAUGAGGAACUCUCGUCCUUUGUCUUCAAUUACCUGACAGAAAAUUCCGGCAGCCAGUAUGGGGAGGAGGAGGUGUGUUCGGACCGAUUGGACACUGACUUCCCGGACAUCGACCUCUCCCAGCUGGACACCAGUGACUUCGACAGCGUCAACUGUCUCAGCGAGCUACAGUGGUGCAAUGAUCAGCCAGCAGAUGCUUCACCCGCCUCCAUCCACUACAGUACAGCAGAUGAGCUCUUCGAGAUAGAAGAGGAGAACGCGGCUCUGCUGGCCGCUCUGACCGACAGCUUGGAUGGCAUGGUUGACGCAGAAGUGGGCGGGCUCUCCGUCUUCCCUGCCCUGGGGGAGGAGCCUGACCAGGAGGAGGAAGAAGAAGACAGUCUUCCUCUCAACGCCGAGGAAUUCAGCCAGACCCUGGGGGCCGAGACAGAGGACCCAUCUCUACUGAAGAAGCUGCUGCUGACUCCUCCCAAUGUGCCCUCAAGCAUCGACGCACACAAGGAUAGAGUCCCCGGCCAUCGCUACAGUAGCAGAAGCCUACAUCUGCGGCCAGUCCGACCUCUGGUCAAGAGUGGCCUUCCUCAGGAGCGCAAGCCUCGAGCUGUACGUCCGGCGGGCCGCUUGUGCACCGAGCUACACCGCCACCUCACCACCGCCCAGGACCUGGAGGACGUCCCGGCCCCGGACACGGAGGAGGAUGAAGAAGAAGAAGAAGAGGAGGACGAGGACAGUGAGUCCGAGGAGGAUGAAGAGGAGGAGGAGGAAGAAGAAGAGGAGUCUUCCAGCAGUGAGGUGGAGGGCGUGGCCGUUGUGAAUGCCGCCCCUGUUGAGCCGGCGAAGCCUCAGUUCAGCUCGGAGAAAGAACUGCGCUCAGUGGUGGAGCUGAUCACGUACAUGCACACCUACUGCCUGCCCACACGCAAGCAGCAGGGCUGGGACCGUAAGGACCGAGACCUCCAGAGGCCUCGGGCCAGACCUGAAGCGUCCCGCCCAACCGUGGCAAACUCCCACAGCAGAGUUGUCUUGGUGGCUACUCCGGGGACUAGUGGGGGCUUGACAGGGACAGGCAACAGUGCCCCGAGGAGGCUCCCCUUUGCAAGGCGAAGGGAGAUGAAAGCCAACUCCCUUCUCCGCGAGCUCCUGCAGCAGAGCAGCUCUUAUGAUGUGAGCAAGCCUUACAGACUGCACAGCCCUCCCUACUCCCACUCUCACAGCCCCAACAGAGGAGGAGCAUCUGCUCCUUCUGUCCUGGUUAAAUCAGCUCAUGCCCUCUCCCACAGCUCCGCCACACCUAAACCAGAGCUUCGUAAAGACUCUUCCUCCCCUGAGAGGAGAAACUAUUCCUCGGAGGCUCCUCAAAUCCCAGAGGAGUCAGCAGAGGACAGCGGCUCCUUCUCGGUUCGUCGCUCCCGCCGCCUGGCCUCCUUCCCCAGCCGGUUCGCCAAGAGGCUGCGGCCUGGACGGGCAAGGGAAGGAGAGGGGGGCAAAAGGGAGGAGAGAGAGGAGGGACGAGCAGGGGUUAAACUCCUGCCAACCCAAGCUGGAGGUGUAACCACGACGGAGCAGGAGCACCUAACAUCAGGCGAUGGCAGCGGCAGUACGACGGAAGUGGACAAACCCUGCUGCCAUAACGAAAAGCGAGCCUGCCUCUGUCUGCCUCUCAACCCCAAGUCCAGAGGAGAGUCCCAGUACAGCACCAAGCCUUUCGAGCAGACGCUCGGUGUGGAUCUGUGUGGAACGGCAGGUCUCACCCCUCCCACCACCCCGCCCCACAAACCUGUGGAGGAUGAGCUCUUCAAACCUGCGGAGGGAGGGAAGAGUGGAGAGGGAGCAGGCGGCGGCAGCAGUGGGGACGGUGGAGGAAGAUGCGGCGAGUCAGUUCACCCGGCUGCAAACACCAACACCAACGUUUCCACGAAGGGCUCAUCCUGGCUGAGCCGCACCCACCAUCAGCGGAAGCUUCCAGAGCAGACGGAGCUGUACGCCCAACUGCGGCGCAUGGGCCAGGCGGGUGACAGUGACAGCCACCGCACGUUCGGCGAUCACGACUACUGUGCGCUGAGCCUCGGGGAGAGCCGCAAGCGGAGCGCCGCCAUGCUUGGCGCCAUGUUGCAGGCACAAGGAGGUAGCGAUGGAGUUAGCAACUUGGCACCCAAAAUAGUCAACGAUCAGGUCUCGGAUGCAAAGGGCACAGCGGGCGAGGAGAGGCUGCUGGUAUCGGAGGGUGAAGAACCGCUUGAGAAGCAGGCAAUGACAGUAGUGAUCUCAUCAUCGUCACGCUCAGACUGCCAGUCCGAUGCUGCCACUCCUCCGGCGUCAGAGGAGGAGGCGGAACGCUCGUCUGCGUCUCGCUCGCCUUCGCCCAUUCUCCACCUGUGUCCUGACUCGCCCGCCAGCAAGACUGACUCCAGUGAGAACUCGGAGAUCUGUCCUGACGACAAGCAGAGGAACAAAGUCAAGUCUGACGAGGACAACUGCCAGGUGUUUUACAUCCACAACCUGCCAAGCAGCGUGACCCAGAACAUGCUGAGGAAACGCUUCCAGGUUUUCGGCAAAGCAGAGGACUGCAAAGUCAUCAUCUGCAACGAGGAGCGCUGUGGGGUGAUAAAGAUCCGCCAACAAGGGCCUCAAAGACACCGGAGAGAACGGGAGACUGUUUUCCAGAAUGGACCUGCAGGCUUAAGGAGGCUGACAAGGAAACGCUACAUAGAUCUUGAUGAGGCAGGUCCGGGUCCUGUGAAGAGCAAGUACGAUGCACUGGACUUUGACACUCUGCUGAAGGAGGCCCAGAAAUCCCUGCACCGCUGACAGCACAGUGCCCCUGACUGGCCAGCCUUAGUAAACUGCAGCAUCAACUCUCUGACUACACGGCUCUGCCCUCCGACAGGCCUCUCAGUACCUCCAUGCAAGGCAACCUCGCAAAAUGUUUACAUUUUUACCAUUGGAAUAAAGUAACGAUAGGGACCUUGUUUUUUUUUAGUUUCUUUCACCGGAGGAUACUGCUUAAAAAUGAGGAAGACACUGGGCGUACGGAGGAGUUACGAGACAACCGAGGAAGUAGGACUUUAAACAGCAAUGGUACAACUACAAACAAUAACGCUACUGUUCUCUGCUGAACAACAAUAACAAAGCUGUAUGUGUUGGUGACGUCAUUGCCCGCCUUGGGAGAGCGGGCGUGAGAGACAUCUGUAGCAAAUCCUUGCUAUUCCUGCGUUGCGUUGGUCGUCGUGGUGUGCGUUUCUGCGUCUGCGUGUUCUUUGUUCUGUUUGUUUUGUAAAAAAAAAAAUAUAAAACUCCCUCUUUCCGGUUACGGGUGGUGAACCUGCAAGCUGCGUUCGCUAUGAAGUCGUGUGGUUGUAUAACCAGGAAAAAAAAAAACCCUGCUUUGUUUUAGCGAAAAAUUGUGGAUGUUAAAAAUUUUAAAAUCUAUUGUGUGUGUGUGUGUGUGUGUUAUGGACAAAGAAUAUAUAUAUAUAUAUAUAAAACAUUUAACGUAAUCAUUUGAUGACUGAUGAAGUUUACAAAUCUAAAAUGAAGAAGAAAAAAAUCAUGUUUUUUUCUUUUUUUUGUAACUGUAGUGCUUCCUUGAUUUGAUCUAUGCACUGUAAGGAGGUAAAUGUCUCCGCUGUCCUCCACUUCCCCCCCUUUGAAUCUAUUCUCUAACUCUGCCAUGCUGAAUAUUUUCGCUUCUGCUACUGGCUGCUGCAGGCUUUGUUUGGUAGAUGUUUUAUACAUUAAGACCACAACUUGGACCUGGGAAAAAUUCCCCUCGAAAUCAACCAUUGUUGACCAUGUUGAGAUAUCAAUUCAGCUUAAGAACUCAUUAACAUUAUUGCAAGGAGUGACACAUGUUUCAAGCAUUACUACUUUUGAAAUAAUUAUCUAACAGUUAAUGUCUGGGUUAAAUCCAUUUGCAGGAUUGAUCUGGUUUUAGAAUUAAGGGUUGAUUAAAAGAGGGAUGUAGUGAGAAUUGAUAGGGAAGGAAGUCAGGGGAAAAUAAAUUAUCUGUUUUGAGACAGCAAAACUAACGGCUAAACCAAACCAACACAGCAGUUCCUCAGCAGUGACACAUUGACAUUUCUUUGGUCCAAAAAACAGACCCGAGGCAAAUAGAUGAUUAUUCUGUUAAUUGCUUUGGAGACUCACCAAAUAUCCUCGACCGGGAUAUCUUCCUGGCUAAUCAGAACUUUGGUUUAAAAAGUUAAAAUGGGCCUCAUAUGUUGAUUCCGGGUAUAUUUUUCCCUGUCUAAAGGGGUCUUAAUGUAUCUUUGAUAGGGUCCCACUGAACAUGUGUCAAAUACAGGCUGAAGCCUGGCGACACCCCUCGAAUGCCACAGCCAAUGCAACGGUUUCUGUUUACAUUUGGACUGCAGCAAGCAGGAAUUAAAUGGGGAAAUAAAGUUUGCUUUUAGUAAUGAACUCAGUAUGAAUUCAUCACUCCUGCACAUUUAUCCAGACCAGUCGUGUCUUCUUUCAGAUGACAUCCCUCAGUCACUACAGGCAAAAGUAUUUCAAAUCACGUUCAAUUAUUCUUUUUUGGAACACUUUUUUUCUCGGUGACCAUAGAGCUUUACGUUGGAUUCAAUGUACAAUUUUUUUCUCCCCAUUGCCCACCCAUGAAACGUCGUUGUUAAGAGGUAGAUGAAUCUGUUGGUUCAAAUGGAAUGUAUUCAAGAAUCUGAAUGUAACCGCGUUUUCCCCAUUUCUGCUUGCCCAAAGAUUGUGGAGCUUUCUGGUGCUUUAAAAGGUAGACUUGCUUAGUCAUAUGGUUUACCGCAUGUGACCGAUUAUGGCUUGUGAGGCAGUCCGGUUAGCACCUAUUUUACAAUCCUAAUGCAGCCAGUAGCACCAGCCAUGAGAAGGGAGAGAGCUUCCAAGCCUGCCAAUAUGGUGGCAUCACACCGCCACCGACAACACAGCCAGGGAAGAGCAAGGGAUGGGCUUGAAAAUAGCGAAUAAAAGUUUCAGACAAGAAUCUUAAUUCCUGUCUGGGAGGUACUGUAUCAGCUGAGCAUCUCUACCUCACAUCCAUCCAUCCCUGCUCCACCUUGUCUUUUUUAUUUAUCUGUUCUACUGGAUGCUCUCCCCCCUGUCUUUUACAAGUCUCUCGCUCUGUUGUGUUUUUUGUCUGAAAUUCUCUGUGUAAGGGUUUCCCUAACAAAUGGGUGGUUAUGGGUAGUUUGAGGGUUUGUGUUGGAUUUUUUUAUACUACGACUCCUCCUACCACUGAGCCCCUUGUGAGGGGAAUGAUCUCUGUCUAUCUCUGACUCUUUUCUGCGCUGGCCUCAUAAUGGUUUGAAGCGUAUCUGUUUCUUGGAGUCUCGACCUUGUGUCCUUGUGUAACUUGAGUGUUUUGUCUUUGUCUCGUGUUUGAGUCGGACACUGCUGACGCUUACAGGUCGGUUAGGACGGGGUGGGAGGGGGUUGAACAGUGGUGGGUGGUUUGGUUAGUCCUUGAGUGCAGUUGGAGGGGAAGAUUCCCAAGCUUCCCCUUGCCCUCAUUUUCUCGUAAUCUUCAAGGACAUGCCAUUCCUACUGACCGCUCUCUUCCUCCUCUCCUAGCCCGGGAAUUUCAAGAGAAAACGCAGCCCGACUCUUCCUCUAACUAAAUCUCUAUCGCUUUUUGUCUCUGCGGGUUCAAGGCCUUGUUUCCAGGUCUUACCCAAACCCCCUGGUAUACUCCCCGCUUUUUAACAGAUAAUCCAUCUUUCCCUGACCCUGUUCCUUGUCAUUGCUCUAUCUAAUCAACUCCUUGGUAACACACACAAAAAAUUGAAUGUUUACAUCACUCGAUUCUCCUUUGACUUUAUUAGGAACGCACACUAAGUACAAAGGCGCCUUAUUCAGUGUUUUCAAAAAAAAAAUUCAAGCAGCAAGUGAAGUGGCCAAGAGGGAGGCACCUUCUUGAGACUCACUGAUGUCCAAAACUAACUACAACAGUUUAGUGCUAUACAUACUGAUUGAGAAACAAGGUCGUCAAUUCAAAUUAAACAGAGAAAAGAAAAACCUAGAAAUUUCAACAAAACUAAUCGUGAACAACUGAAUGAGUAUUUGUGCUUAGUAUGUAUACUACUAAAAAGUGAGAGAAUGUGCUGGUUUACAUAUUAAAAAAAGAAUAUAUUAUAAUAUAUGAAUAUAAAAUGUGUAUAUAGCACUAUGCCUCGUUGUAAACAUAAAUUGUAUUGUGUGUUCGUUUUUUAACGGUGGCGGGUCAUAGUUGAUUGCUAAUCAGACAGGAGACGGUCAGGUCAGUGUUGUUCUGAUGAGUUCAUGUUCGUUCAGUGCAGGGAGGAAAUUAAGGGAAAAAUUGAGUUGAAAUGACUUCACACACAAAGUCCGACACUGUUGUUCAAGAAAGACAAAAAAAGAUCCAAGUAUCCCUUUAGACUACCACACUAGCGGGUUCUAUUUCUUUGCUGUUUAUGAAAUAUUUUUCAAUGUUUUUUUUUUUGUUUUCUUAAAAAGCAAUUUAAAAUGCAAUACAUAAUAAUCUUAUCUUUAAGACAGCCUUUCCGGGGGAAAAAAAAAAAAAAAACCUGAGGUAAUAAUGUACAGUAUAUGGUUGGUUGUUGAACUACAACAUGGGUAAUCUUUGAGCUGCGGAUUCAAUAUGCUACUGAACUGUAUGUAGACUGCUGUUCAACACACACACACACACACACACACACACACACACACACACACACACACACACACACACACACACACACACACACACACACACACACACACACACACACACAAAAUACUACAGGAAGAAAAGGGGCAGUUGCAUUGUAAACACAUAACACGUAUAGAAAAGAAAUGGUACCAAUAUACUCUUGCACAAAUAACGUCCCAAGUAGUGAAAUACCUUCACAAUAUUUUCCUCUCAUCAAAAGGAAGCUGUUGUAACUAUGUUAUUACCACAUUUUGAUGGUGCACAGGUUCUGAAUUGCAUUGGACACUUACUUGUAUUACGGUAACAGCUAAUAAACUAUAGGUGUAUUAUGACUGGUAAAGGAAGCGGGGGAUACGAAAAGGAAAGACAUGUUGGUUUGACCCGUUGAAGUUUCAGACUAGUUGAUACAGAUUAAGUAGACACUGUAGAAAACCCAAUGUGACUGCAGCACCAAAAGGAAGCGUUAGAUCAAAAGAACAGCAAUCAAACAGAAGUUACAGAAGAUACAUCGGUCCAAAUACGGUCGCUGAAAGAUCUCAGAGUUCUGCAUUUGUAAGACUUUGCAGCCUGACGUCAGAAUCGAUGCAUCAGUGAUUGUGUCGCAUCAGGCUGCUGCUCAUGCUUUAAUUUGCAAGAACAAAAAUUUAGAUUUUUUUUUCUUCCAACAAAUGAUUGAUCAAUGAGUUUAGCAUUGAAACAGAUCCGGAGAAAACUGAAAGGUAGAGGGUGGUUGAAGAAAUGUGCCCUAAAUCCAUCCGCAUUUCUUUCUUUGAGAUGAACAUGAUUAUUGAAUUAUGGUUUCUACAUCUUGAGCGUGCAGCAUACAUUGGGAUUCCUACAGUUGCUCUUGCUGUGCUUGUGAGGGUACCGUCAUUGUUUGAAGGUGAAUGACAUCAAAACCCCAUUUUCAUCAUGGCAAGCCUUAAAACUCAAUCGCGGGGAAAACAAAGCUACCACUAGCUUUUGUUAUAACAGUUUCAACUCCUUUCCAAUCCAAUGUGGUUUUAUUAUUAAAUAAUUACUGACGUAAUUAAAACUUUUUCAAUAGCCAUAUUAUAAAAAGGUAUAUACAUAUAUAUGAAUAUAUAUUUGUGUGUUUGUGUAGAUAUCUAGAUGAUUAUAUACUUUCUUAUAGAAAACUUUGAUGUUGACCAUUCUCCUCAAUGUUUUGAGAACACGUUGACACAUUUCAGCAUAAUAAUACCGCUGUCCGCUUGGUCUAGGUCCUAGGUCGGUGGACAACGAAUCCAAAUAAAUGAAAAAAAAGUUUAAAAAAAAUAAAUAAAUGAAAAAAAAACUUCCAAAGGGAAUAACCUGUGUCAGAAUGCAAUACCUUCUUUCCACUCUUCAUUUCAGAAAAAUGGAAAAUGGCAAGAAAACCAUAAAACUUGAUAGGCAAGUUGACCAAAAAAUAAAAACCUAAACAAUAAAGAGUGUGGCUCAUGAACAAAUGUGAUGUUUUCAACAGCCACGUCAUAUUCACUUUUAUAGAUGUUGUGUUUCCAAUACCAUGGCCCACUAAAAAAAAAAAAAACAAGUCUUUGUUUUUAUGUCAUUUCCUGUUUCUUUGGUUCAGAAAACAAUGUAUCUGUCAGCUAGCCACACCAUCAGUCGGGCCCCUACCAGGACAGGAGUGCUUGCAAUACUGACCUGAUUCUGAUUACGAGUUCCACUUCCGUGUUUGAUCACAUUUCAGCAUCAACAGUUGUAAAAUACACAGAAUCGAAUGGGUAAUCUGUUCAACUUGAUGGCAACAGUGAUGUCAAAUAGGCACUUAGUAGGGACUGCAAACUGUCAAAAAUCUGCUUAAUGUGAGUGAGGUUGUUUUUUCUUUUGGGUGGAAGAAAAUAUUUUGACAUAAAGGGCAUACAUUGUUUUUGAUGUUUUCAUGAAUAUUGAUUUUAUUGUCUAUUUACAUCUAAUGACUAUCAAAUUCACAAAUGAUUUCUCUCUUUUUUUUAACUUAGUUUUUGGUAAAAACAAAAAGGUAAAUACUGCUAGUGAGAUUUUAUAUUUUUACAUAUGUUGGUUUUAUUUUGCGUUUCUUUUUUUUUUUAUUUAUACGCCACUUAGUUUGGAUGUCUUUAAAUGGUGUUAUUUUCUCCGUUUUUUUGUGUGAUUUCAUAUGUCUUGAGAAUGGAGACAAAGGCAUUUCAGUAUUUUUGAAUUGUUAAAAUCUAGUUUCAUAGAAGCGGAAGUAUCUGAUGUUAUAAAUUAUAUUUUAAUUCAUGUAAAUAGUUUAAAACAGAAGACUAUGGCUUCCUUUUAAACUGAAUACAUUUCUCUUCAGAGAUUGUUUACAUUAUGAAACUGUAGAGAUGUGCUCCUCAUAUACUGUAUAAAGUGCAUAUAUUCAUUGAUUUGCCUCCAAAAAAUAAAAUCCUAAUGAACAGCA